AUGGCAGGAAUACCAGAUGCCAAAGACCCAGUGUACCCCUUUGUGUGCACAUGGAGAAUUGGAGAAAGCAUCCUACUUCCCAAGACCACGGACCUUAGUGACCCUGGCAAGUUUAGGAACAUCACUAUGACUAACACCAGUGGGAAAGUGGCAAUGGGUAUGCUAGCUGAUAAAAUGCUCGACUACAUGACCACCAAUAAGUACAUCGAUACCUCUGUGCAAAAAGGCUUCCUGCGCAAGAUGCCAGGAUGCAUAGAACACACACAAGCGCUCAUGGAGGAACUGCGGGAUGCAAAGAGUAAGAGAAGACAGGUGUAUGCAGUAUGGGUGGAUCUUAUGAAUGCUUAUGGGAGAGUACCCCAUGAGCUGAUAGUGUUUGCGCUUCGGCACUACAAGUUCCCGGAAGAAGUGGUCCAAUAUAUUGUCAAGUACUACGACGAACUGGUAGUACGGGUGAAGACGAAGAAGUGGAAGAGUGAGUGGUUCUACUACCUAAUCGGGUUGUUUCAAGGGGACCCGCUUUCUGUCGUGCUAUUCUUAAUAGCAUUCAACCUACUCUUGGAUUUACUUCAGGUCGACAGAACAAUGGGAUACAAGCCGUCGUUCAGCUCUGAGCCAACUACAAACAGAGCUUUUGCAGAUGAUCUCACCCUGCUGUCUGACAGACUCGACAAAAUGAAGAGGCUGGUCGGGCAAAUGGAGGAAUUCUUAGCAUGGACAAGGACGAUGAGAGCUAAACCCAGCAAGUGUAUUGCUCUCGGAAUGAAGGUAGUGGACAAUACCUACAGAUCGUUUGACCCUGAGAUCAUCAUUGCAAACGAGAAAGUAGCGUACCUUGGUGACACACCGAUAAAGUUCCUUGGUCACUGGAUUUACGUCAACCUGGGCCAAGAUGAGACGAGAGAGCUAAUCACCACUCAACUUUCAGGCCAGCUGGAAAAAGUAGACAUGGCGGAGCUCUCUGGACCAAGCAAGUGCUGGAUCUACAACCACAUGCUAACUAGCAAAGUGUCCAAGGCCUAUAUGCUGAAGACAUCGGUUGACCCCAAAGUGAGGGAGGUUUUCGAGUACAGAGAAAACACCAACAGAGACAAGAAGAGAUGGGACUACACCAAGGAGCUGACUAAUAGGGAGAGAGACCUCUACUUCAAAGAACUGAUUGGCUACGUGCAGACCAGGGAAGGAGCCGGUAUUGGAUUCGGUGAUCAGAGGAGGAAGAAGAACAAAAAGGAGCAACUGGUGGAGAUAAUUAAGUCUCUGAAAGAAGAGGAGCUCCUUCAAACUCUCUACGAUAAGAGAGUCCAAGGAAAGUUUCUAACCUGGGAGAACACCAUGCAGCUAGACACUGGCUGGCAAAGCCUGCUGUAUACCUUGAGCCCUGAGCUGACAAAGUUCCACCUAAAUGCCAUCCACGACGUUGCAAGUACACCUAGCAACCUCCAGCUUUGGAACUACAGCUCCACGAACAACUGUCCCCUCUGUGGGCGUCAGCAGUGCAACCUAAAGCACAUUCUAACGUGUUGCCCAGUGUCGCUUAAACAAGGAAGAUAUAAUUGGAGACAUGAUCAGGUGCUCAGGGUUAUCGUGCAACCAAUUGCAGAGAAGCUGAGGGAGACAAACAGUGCUACCCCAAAGACAGAAGUGAAGAGAGAGUGGAGGAAGUUCGUAUCCGGAAAAGGAACCUACAGGAAACCCGAAGUACGGCUUACAGAAGAACCUCAUCUUCUAGAGGAAGGUAACGACUGGAAACUAGUGUUUGAUGAGGACGAAAGGACAAGACAAUUCCCCCAACAUAUUGUCAACACAGCUCUCAGACCUGAUGUGGUAAUAUACUCUAACACACUCAGGAAAGUCAUCCUGAUAGAGCUGACCUGUGGAAACGAGGAGAACUUUGAGGACCAGAGAUCCCGGAAAGAGAAGAGAUACGAAGAGCUAAUGGUGGAGAUCGAGACCGCAGGCUGGGAAGGAUAUCUCUUUACAGUAGAAGUUGGAUGUCGUGGAUUCUACCACCACACAUUACCCCGAAUUUUCAACUUCCUUAACAUCACCCGGGCAAAGAAGAAGAGGGCACUUAACACAACAGCGGUGGUGUCCCUGAAAGGUUCCUACACUAUCUGGCUUAGUCGCUACAACAAGACCUGGAGUGACAACUGGCAGCUGGCCGAAAGACCCUGCCCAGUUUAA
Messenger RNA from Bolinopsis microptera, 2184 nucleotides. RefSeq lists its product as uncharacterized. Lineage: Eukaryota; Metazoa; Ctenophora; Tentaculata; Lobata; Bolinopsidae. The transcript is spliced from 3 exons. The record is from RefSeq and is a predicted model, not a curated record. Bases 1 to 2184 code for a protein of 727 amino acids.